AUGACCUCAGUGUUUCUAAAAACCAUGUCUGCGGCCCUGAUCAGAAUACAGUCGCUCUGCUGCGGUCCUGGCUCCGCGGGGACAGACGGGGCAGAGGAGAGGAAAUGGUCGCAGUGUGAAGGAGACGUCCCGGGUGCCUCUCAUUGUGCCAGGGCGCAGCUUCAAAGCCUCCGAGAUAAAGCGCCCCGGAGGGCUGGAGGGGGACUCCUGCCUCCACAGAGACAGAUCACCGAUAACAGACACGGCCAGGCCCACUCUCUUAUCUGCUCUGUCGUAUAACUAAACGAUCAGUUUAGCGCCAUUGUCCCCGAGCCGCUGCGUGCGGAGAUCUGUCAGAGGAGGAGCGGAUCCUGCGGGUCAGUCUGCCGGACAGAGAUGUGAUGUGAUCACUGCCAGUCCCUGUGCGUGUGGAGCCGAUCAUAAUGAGUCUCAAUCUGAUUAAUCUCAGUGAAGUAAUAUCGAUUUUUAAUUGAUUGCAGAUGUGAUAUUAAUAGAGGCCCUCAGCGGUCGAUCUGAGGACCCCACCACCCACACCCCCGCGGACCUGUUUGCGCUCACAGUGCUCUCGCAGCUUCCUCGCAGCUUGUUUUAACAUAUUUGCAUGUGAAGGGGCCACAAUCAGCCCUAAUUGUGUUGCUACUGUAAUACCUUUGAUCUGUGAUGUUUGAAGCGGCCCGAGCCAAACGCUGGCGCCAGCACCCACCGGGGCGUCAGCCACAUGUCAACACCGAGCCACCGGCUGCCCACUGCGGCCAACAGCGGCUCCCUGCGCACCCGAGGAGUCUGAUGUGCUGGAGGAUAUGAUCGACGUAUGGACAUCUUGUUUUUCUCACUUUGAAAAUUCUGUCCACAUGAUCACUGAGAUGUCUGUUGCAGACCCAGAUCAAGCGUCCUACAGAAGCCAGAUGAUGAGCAAUGUUUAAUCAGCGCUGUGAAAAGUACCCCCAAAUACUUGAGUGAAAGUACGGAUGUUGUGUUAAAACAUCACUUUGGUGAAUGUGAAAGUGAUGGGAAAGUUUGGAGAAUGUGCUAGAGUAUCACAAGCACAAGUACUUAGUUGGGCUCAGAAUGUGGUGAAGUGUGAAGUAGCAGAGAAUUUGAAUAUUUUAAGAAAGACGGACAAGUACCUCAAAGUUGUACUCAAGUACAGUACUCUGAGUUACAUUCCAACCCUGCUCUUAACAGAUCAGUAAUAUUUGCAUUAAGCACUAGAAUAUGGGGCUGCUCAUUAAAACUAAACUACAAGAGAAGAUACAUGACAAGAUGUCCAGUGUGUUUCAGUGUACAAAACAAAUACACAACGACUGGGAACUUGAGCCGGUGUCACAGUUUAACAGAAUUACACUUCAUGAGUUAUUGCUCCUGAUACAUUCAUAGGCAGCCUUGUCAAGUCUGGGCAAAUUAUGAAGAUUUGAGAAAAAUGUCACUUGUGAUUAUAGUUGUGAAAUGAUUAUAGUGGGCUGUAGUACGAGCUCUCAGGUGGAACAUUCAAACACUCAAGUGAAGCCCUCAGUUACUUAGUCACCAGCACACAAGUGAUAAUAAUCCUACACUCUGUGUUUUGGCUCUAUUGGAUUAUGAUACUGAGAGAGACAGUGGGUCAGAUCAAAUCGAAGGAAAUGAAGUUUAAGAAUGAGAGUCUUGACUGAGACGAGACACUUUGACACCUCUCCGCGAUGCGACUGUAUGCAGCAGCAGCAGCAGCAGCAGCAGCAGCAGCGGGGACAUGAAAGCCUCCACCUCUGCAGGAGAUACAGCUGUUUCUGCGGGGCCCCCGGUUUCAGUCGGGCCGGACAAAUGUAUGAGCUCAGGAGGGUUCUCACAGACUCGGCGGCGCCAGGUCUUCACACACUCACAGGAUAUGUAAAGACUUCAAUAACGAGCCAUUAACCCCUAAUCAUCGGGAUCGAUCAGGCGUUAACAAGGCCCUCUACAUAUGCAAAUGCGGACGAGGGGCCGGGGCCCCUAUAAAAGCCGAGCCUGGACCGGGCAGCCGCCACCACACACACUCCCUCUGACACUUGCUGGAUUUACAGGUCAGUGAGCAGCGCUGCCAAACAUGGUGAAAUACUUUUCAGUGGACUGGCUGGCCCAGAGCCAUCACAACACGGCGCAGGCUCGGGAGCGCGGAGCUGGCACGGAUUCCUCACCGACCUGCAGACCUCACGUUCCCUGCGUGGUGCAGCCGCGCCCGCCGACUCUUGGCAAGAGUCACCUGCAGCCCAAACCCAAAACUCCAAAGCCUGCCGAGCGCACGGAGAUCAGCGGACAGCAGGACUCCAGCCUGUGCUCACCUCUGCAUCCAACAAGCUUGUCAGAGACGAGCGGGUACUCCUCCGGGUACGAGAGCGAGGCGGCUUCCUCCGAGUGUCUCUCCGUGGACGAGGGGAGCGAGCUGGAGAGCGGACCACAGCGGCGGGUGCGCACAAAGUUCAGCCCGGAGCAGAUCAGCAGACUGGAGAAGAUCUUCAACAAGCACAAGUACCUGGACGCAGGGGAGAGAGUGAAGACGGCGCAGAAGCUCAGCCUCACAGAAACACAGGUGAGGACCUGGUUCCAGAACAGGAGGAUGAAGCUGAAGCGGGAGGUGCAGGACUACCUCGCUCCUCAAGCCCCCCCGGUGAUGUUCCAGCCUCUGACCCCGGCUCAGUACCACAGCAUGGCCGGACAGCGACCCCACUACCCGGCCAGCGGCCCGGCCUUCUACCCCCUCCCCGUCCCGCAGCUGCUCCUGCAGCAGCAGAUGCCUCCUCACCACAUGCUGCACCGCAGCCCGCAUUUCUACUGAGCAGCUGUCAACCACAGAGACUUUUCCGACUGAAACACUUAGAAUCCACAGAAGUGCAAUCAAAGAGUUGUUUGAGAUUUUUUUUAUAUAUAUAAUAUUUUAUAUAAAAUAGUGUAAAAAAUUUACA
Messenger RNA from Acanthopagrus latus (yellowfin seabream), 2915 nucleotides. RefSeq names its product ventral homeobox (gene vox). The transcript is spliced from 3 exons. NCBI's taxonomy places the organism in Eukaryota, Metazoa, Chordata, Actinopteri, Spariformes, Sparidae. The coding region runs from base 2060 to 2788 and encodes 242 amino acids. Gene Ontology annotation, biological process: regulation of transcription by RNA polymerase II; cell differentiation. Gene Ontology annotation, molecular function: DNA-binding transcription factor activity, RNA polymerase II-specific; RNA polymerase II cis-regulatory region sequence-specific DNA binding. Gene Ontology annotation, cellular component: nucleus. The record is from RefSeq and is a predicted model, not a curated record.